UAUCUGGCUUCACACUGUGGUCGCGCUGCUGUGUGCGUGUUUGGCGGACAGAGGCGCGGAGAAGAUGGCAGACGGGGCUGUUGUAGACGGAGACAAACUCAGCAAAAAGACAUUGGCAUCAUGUUGACUCUGGUCAGAAUAUGCAGGCUGCAAGCGUUAAGGGCACAGACGUUUGCGCUUCCCAGCCCGCAAACCCUGCCUUUGCUUAUACAAGGAUGUCGUUGGAGAAGUGACAAAAGUGAGCUGAAGAGGCGCAUGAAAGCUGAGAAGAAGGCUGCUGAGAAGGAAGCCAAGGUCAAAGAACAGCAGGACCAGGAGACCAAUGACAAGCCACAGCAAAGUGCAUAUGGGGCCGAUGAGGAAACCCUAGACCCAAAUCAAUACUUCAAGAUACGUACGCAAGCCAUUCAAGCCUUGAAGGGAACUUCUGAAGCCCCGUAUCCUCACAAAUUCCAUGUGGACUUAUCGCUUACGGACUUUAUUGAGAAAUAUAGCCACCUACAACCAGGAGACCACUUAACAGAAAUCAUUCUCAGUGUAUCAGGUCGUGUCCAUGCUAAAAGGGCUUCAGGUGCCAAGCUACUGUUCUAUGACCUGCGAGGGGAGGGAGUCAAGUUGCAGGUCAUGGCGAAUUCCAGAAACUACAAAUCUGAAGACGACUUUGUGCACAUUAACAACAAAUUAAGACGUGGGGACAUCAUUGGCAUCCAGGGAAACCCUGGCAAGACCAAGAAGGGCGAGUUGAGCAUUAUCCCAAUCGAGAUGACCCUGCUAUCUCCAUGUCUACAUAUGCUUCCCCAUCUUCACUUUGGCCUGAAAGACAAGGAAACCAGGUUCCGACAGCGAUAUUUAGACUUGAUUCUUAACGACACAGUGAGACAAAAGUUUGUCACCCGUGCCAAGAUCAUCACCUAUCUCCGCAGCUUUCUGGACCAGCUUGGGUUUCUUGAGAUUGAGACUCCAAUGAUGAAUCUGAUACCUGGUGGAGCUGUGGCAAAACCAUUUGUCACCUACCACAAUGAGCUCAACAUGAAUCUCUACAUGAGAAUUGCUCCUGAGCUUUACCAUAAGAUGUUGGUUGUUGGAGGAAUGGACCGUGUGUAUGAGAUUGGGCGUCAGUUCCGUAAUGAAGGCAUCGAUCUCACCCACAACCCAGAGUUCACCACAUGCGAGUUCUAUAUGGCUUAUGCAGACUAUCAUGACCUGAUGGAAAUCACAGAGAGACUUCUCUCAGGAAUGGUGAAGCAUAUCACUGGAGGUUACAAGGUGACCUAUCAUCCUGAUGGUCCAGAGGGACAAGCCUAUGAAAUUGACUUCAGUCCUCCCUUCAGACGAAUCAGUAUGACACAUGACCUGGAGAAGGAAAUGGGGGUGACGUUUCCGGCUCCUGAAACCUAUGACAGUGAUGAAACACGCAAGUUCUUUGAUGAACUUUGUGCUCAGAAAGGAGUUGAAUGCCCUCCGCCUAGGACGACUGCUCGUCUCCUGGAUAAGUUGGUGGGAGACUUCCUGGAGGUGAAGUGCAUCAACCCAACGUUCAUCUGUGAUCAUCCACAGGUCAUGAGUCCUUUGGCCAAAUGGCACAGAUCACAAAAAGGUCUAACUGAGCGCUUUGAACUCUUUGUCAUGAAGAAGGAGAUUUGCAAUGCGUACACAGAGUUGAACGAUCCCAUCAGACAGAGAGAGCUGUUUGAGCAGCAAGCUAAGGCCAAGGCAGAAGGUGAUGAUGAGGCCAUGUUUAUUGAUGAGACCUUCUGCACUGCUUUAGAGUAUGGCCUUCCACCCACAGCGGGAUGGGGCAUGGGCAUUGACCGCCUCACAAUGUUCCUCACGGACUCCAACAAUAUCAAGGAGGUCCUCCUCUUCCCUGCCAUGAAACCUGAAGACAGUAAGCCAGCUCUACCUGCAGAGGGCACUUCAGUGUAACGCUGACACUGACGUAGAGUAAAAUGCACCUGAGGAUUUCAUCCAUCUCUGGAUUUCUUGAUUCAACGUGACCUGUCCAAGAUAUUGCCACUGUUGAGGGUUAUUUCCUGAAUAUUAAAAACCUAUGCAUUGUGUCUCUACUUAUAAUUUCAGCAGUUGUUUUAAUGUAUGGCGGUUUUAUGGGGAAUUGGAACCAUGUUUUCCUUUUUCUGUUGCCCAUUGUCGAUUUCCUCAGUUUUGUGCCCUGGGGUAAAUAAGCAGUUUGUCUAGCAGCUAUGUUUGGAUGUUUUAUGAUCUGUCCAACUUUUUUAACAAUCGUGCAAUGGCUGAGCAAUUUAAUCACAAUAAAUAAUUGAUCAGACAAACUUAAAAAUUUGAGUGGUUUUCCCCAUGUGUCACAGAUGUCUGUCUUGUCCAUUUGUACCCUUUUGCUUUUUUCAAUGACAGGAAAUUAGUUUUAUCUGAAAGAUGUUAGAUCACAGAAAAAUCCCUGAAAAUGUCAUUCUAUUGGUGUGUUCAAGUCAUGUUGGAAUGAUUGUAAUUACAAGUUGAGCGCAUAUGAACGCCACCACAAAGUCAUAAUUACAAAUGUGAUAAUCUGGA
Molecule: messenger RNA, 2529 nt
Organism: Myxocyprinus asiaticus (Chinese sucker)
Lineage: Eukaryota; Metazoa; Chordata; Actinopteri; Cypriniformes; Catostomidae
Product: lysine--tRNA ligase-like
Exons: 15
Coding region: 121-1926 (601 amino acids)
Biological process (GO): positive regulation of macrophage activation; basophil activation involved in immune response; diadenosine tetraphosphate biosynthetic process
Cellular component (GO): cytosol; aminoacyl-tRNA synthetase multienzyme complex; nucleus
Molecular function (GO): tRNA binding; ATP binding; lysine-tRNA ligase activity
Source: RefSeq, a predicted model, not a curated record